Molecule: messenger RNA, 521 nt
Organism: Daldinia loculata
Lineage: Eukaryota; Fungi; Ascomycota; Sordariomycetes; Xylariales; Hypoxylaceae
Exons: 5
Coding region: 150-515 (121 amino acids)
Source: RefSeq, a predicted model, not a curated record
GAGCCGAUCAGGUUUCAGCAGCGUUCCCGGUCCACAUGAAGAUGUCAUGCUAGCUAAGUUCGUAAUGAGGUAGCCUAUAAUGAAGCUAGCAAAUAAACAAGACGAACAAACCAUUUUAACGACAAUUUUAUCAUUAUAAACUAGCAAUCAUGUUCGGAUUUGACGAAGCUAAGAACGCCCGCGACGAACUCUACGACGGCCAGCCUCACGAGUCCAAGCUGUCCCACGAGUUCAUCGGCGGUGCUGCCUCCUUCGAGGCCAUGAAGCUCUUCGAGGACCGCCAACGCAGAGAAGGCAAGACAAUCGACCACGCCUUCGCCAAGGAACUCCUUGCCGGCAUCGCGGGCGCCGAAGUCGACAAGCUCGUCGAGACAAAGGGUCUAGACUUCGUAGACCGCGAGAAGGCUAAGCACCACGCCAAGAGGCAAGCUGAGGAGCUGUAUGACCGCCAGUACGGCGACCAGGACCAGUACGACCCUAACAACAGCAGCCGCCACCCUACGAUGGACUACUAGAUCUGA